UGCAGACUGCAGAGUUAGGUUUUCCCACGCACCGUACGCCACCCACCUCUCCUCUCUUCCGAGGAUCCCAACUUUCCUCUUCCUUCCUUCCUUUCUUCCCCUUUCUUCUUUUUCCUUCUUCCAGUGCCUCUUCUCCCUUCCACCCGCCGCCGGUGACACCCUCCUUCCCCUGAGCAUCCCGUGGCCGGAGCGUGCUAAGUUUCCUUACCUUUUGACUUAUUUAAUCGAAGGCAGUGGUGGGUUGAUCAAAGGUAACAGAAGGAAACAAAAUGCCUCUGGGAUUGAUAAUAGGACUGACUAGGGCAAUGCGGAGAAAGAGAACUUCAUCACUGAGUAUAUUAUCUUCUAAAAGAGGGCCAAGAGACUACUACAAGGGAAAGAACUGCAAGCCCACUGGUUUUCACACUCGGAAAGGUGGUUAUGUUAUGAUGGAUGAGAAGAUGCCGCGUUAUGUAGUUCCAGAUUUGACGGAUUUUAAGCUCAAGCCAUAUGUAUCACAAUGCCCUCGAGUUGCAAAUGUCGGCUCAACCACAGCAGAGUCUUCCGGUACAGCCAAAGUAAAUGUAGGUUAAGAUUUUGGCUCCCACUGUGUUGCUUCGUCAUUGCCACGCCAAAACAAGUGUAGUAAAGACGUAGAACACUAAUUUCUCCGCUCAGUGACUGCUUGUUGCAUUUUUGCCUUUGCAUCAUCCUGGACCUAUUUUUAUUUGCCUGCCGUCAACAAAGAUUACUGGCUAUGGAAUUAGGUAUGGUUCGUUGUUGUCAAUGUACGAGGAACUAUUAAAUUACAAUUUAUUUUUCAGCUCUAA
Molecule: messenger RNA, 809 nt
Organism: Zingiber officinale
Lineage: Eukaryota; Viridiplantae; Streptophyta; Magnoliopsida; Zingiberales; Zingiberaceae
Product: 39S ribosomal protein L41-A, mitochondrial-like
Exons: 4
Coding region: 270-572 (100 amino acids)
Biological process (GO): translation
Cellular component (GO): mitochondrial large ribosomal subunit
Molecular function (GO): structural constituent of ribosome
Source: RefSeq, a predicted model, not a curated record